AUGACGACUGAAGUUAACAUGGAGAAGAAGAUUGAGAGCAAUGCUGGUGAUGCCAAGAGCAUUGCGGGACGGGAGGAGCAGUGGCGAGGGUUGAGGAGGGUUCCCGAUAAGUUGCCAAAGAUUGCAUUGUUAAUCUUGGCUGUCGAGCUCGGUGAGCGAUUUACCUACUUUGGUCUUUCUGGACCGAUCCAGAAUUACAUCAACAACCCGUACGACCCCGGCUCCGACCUUCCAGGCGCCCUUGGAAAAGGUCAAGCUGUCGCAACAGCCCUCGGCAACUUCUUCAAGUUCUGGGCCUAUGCCUCAACAGUCAUUGGCGCUAUCGUCGCUGAUCAGUAUCUCGGAAAGUUCAGAGCCAUCUGCUGCGCCUGCGUCAUCUAUGUCAUCGGCCUCGUCAUUCUCGUCUCGACUUCAACACCCACGGCCCUCCUUAAUAACGCUGGCCUUGGUGGUCUUGUCGCUGCUAUGAUCACCAUUGGCCUCGGGACAGGAGGAAUUAAAGCUAAUGUUACGCCGAUGUGCGCUGAGCAGUAUCAGCAUUCGCACCCCGUUCUCAAGACCCUCAAGUCAGGAGAGGAGGUCAUCGUUGAUCCGGAGCUCACCGUGCAAAGGCUCUUUAUGUGUGCCAUUCUCAUUUCCGCCGCUGUGUUCAUCUCAGGCCGAAACAAGUACAUCCGCGUCCCCCCAGUUGGUUCAGCCAUUCUCGACGCCUGCCGCACAACUAGCAUCGCCAUCAAGGAGAAGGGCUUCGAUAAUGCACGACCAUCAGUUCUCAGAGCAACAGGUCACAGUGACAAGUACCCGUUGGCUAGUCAAGAGAGAUACACCGAUGAGUACGUCGGUGAUGUUCAGCGGGGACUCAAAAGCUGUAAAAUGUUCUUGUUCUUCCCUUUCUAUUUCAUCUGCUGGAAUCAGAUGUGGAACAACCUUAUUUCCCAGGCUGGAACCAUGGCUCUUCACGGAACACCAAAUGAUCUUCUACAGAACCUCGACCCCAUUGCUCUUUGCUUUUUUAUUCCCUUCCUCGACUUGAUCGUGUACCCCCUCCUACGAAAGUACAGAAUCGACUUUGACCCCGUCACACGCAUCUUCAUGGGUUUCAUGUUCGCCUCAAUCUCAAUGGCAUACGCAUGCGUUCUCCAACACUACAUUUACAAGUCACCACCAAACAGCAUCCACGUCUGGAUCCAAGCACCAUCCUAUAUCCUCGUGGCGUUGUCCGAAGCCUUUGUUAUUAUCACAGGUCUCGAGCUAGCCUUCACUCAAGCUCCCAAGAAGUAA
Messenger RNA from Fusarium musae, 1281 nucleotides. RefSeq lists its product as uncharacterized. Lineage: Eukaryota; Fungi; Ascomycota; Sordariomycetes; Hypocreales; Nectriaceae. The coding region runs from base 1 to 1281 and encodes 426 amino acids. Gene Ontology annotation, cellular component: plasma membrane; fungal-type vacuole. The transcript has 7 exons. Gene Ontology annotation, biological process: transmembrane transport. Gene Ontology annotation, molecular function: tripeptide transmembrane transporter activity; dipeptide transmembrane transporter activity. The record is from RefSeq and is a predicted model, not a curated record.